AUGUCUCAUCUCAAGUACUAUGCAUACAAAGACCUCGGGGUUAAGCAACAGAAAGACUUCCACUACAGCCAGGCGGUGCGCGUUGGCGACCGCAUCGAGUGCGCAGGUCAAGGGGGAUGGGACCCCAUAACUGGCGCAUUCGAAAAGGAAAUCAACGCCCAGAUCGACCUGGCCUUUGCCAAUGUAGAAAUGGCCCUCAAGGACGCCGGCGGCAAGGGCUGGUCACAAGUGUUUCGCGUCAACUCGUACCAUCUCCCCCUCAAUACGGAGGCCAUGGACGCCAUGGUGCGCAACUUUCGCAAGUAUAUGCCCGAUCACCAGCCGCUAUGGACCUGCGUAGGUGUUACACGCCUAGGUGAGGACGAUAUGCGGGUCGAGAUUGAGGUCUCUGCGCAUGACCCAGAGGGAGCCAAGACGGCGUGA
Akanthomyces muscarius is the source of this 423-nucleotide messenger RNA. RefSeq lists its product as uncharacterized. Bases 1 to 423 code for a protein of 140 amino acids. Gene Ontology annotation, cellular component: cytosol. Gene Ontology annotation, molecular function: deaminase activity. The transcript has 2 exons. The record is from RefSeq and is a predicted model, not a curated record. Lineage: Eukaryota; Fungi; Ascomycota; Sordariomycetes; Hypocreales; Cordycipitaceae.